AUGAGGUUAAAAGGUAUCCACACGACCCGGCUCCUGCACUUCUGCCUCUUCCUGGCUAUCUACCUGGCUGCCCUGCUGGGCAAUGGCCUCAUCAUCAGCACCAUAGCCUGGGACCACCACCUCCACACCCCCAUGUACUUCUUCCUCCUCAACCUCGCUCUCCUUGACCUGGGUGCCAUCUCCACCACUGUCCCCAAGUUCAUGGACGAUUCCCUUAGGCACACCAGGGACAUCUCUUAUGCAGGAUGUGUUACUCAGGUAUUUAUCUUUCUCUUUUUCAUGUCAGCAGAGUAUUUUCUCCUCACCACCAUGUCCUACGAUUGCUAUGUUGCCAUCUGCAGACCCCUGCACUAUGAGACCCUCCUGGGCAACAGAGUUUGUCUCCACCUGGCAGCAGCUGCCUGGGCCUCUGGGGCACUCAAUGCUCUGCUGCACACAGCCAAUACAUUUUCCCUGCCCUUCUGCCAGGGCAAUGCUGUGGAGCAGUUCUUCUGUGAAAUCCCCCAGAUCCUCAAGCUCUCCUGCUCCACAUCCUACCUCAGGGAACUUUGGCUUCUUGUGGUGGGUUCCUCUUUAUUCUUUGUCUGUUUCGUGUUGAUAGUGGUGUCCUAUGUGCAGAUCUUCAGGGCAGUGCUGAGGAUCCCCUCUCAGCAGGGACGCCACAAAGCCUUUGCCACCUGCCUCCCUCACCUGGCUGUGGUCUCCCUGUUUAUCACCACUGGCUCCAUUGCCUACCUGAAGCCCUCCUCCAUCUCUUCCCCAUCCCUGAACUUGGUAGUGUCAGUUCUGUACUCAGUGGUGCCUCCAGCAGUGAACCCUCUCAUCUACAGCCUAAGGAACCAGGAGCUCAAGGCUGCCCUGAGCCCUUGCCGAUCGGAAGCCUCCGAGCCUGCCUACCGGCAACCAUUGCCCUGCCCUACCAUGCUGACUCUGAGGGCCGACCCCGUCCUGGGACCAGCCCUACCAGCCCCACUGGCCGAUUCCACCAGGACCACUGCCUAUCGUCUGGAGGGAACUUGCCAAGUCCUGUGA
Molecule: messenger RNA, 1032 nt
Organism: Dryobates pubescens (Downy woodpecker)
Lineage: Eukaryota; Metazoa; Chordata; Aves; Piciformes; Picidae
Product: olfactory receptor 14A16-like
Exons: 3
Coding region: 1-1032 (343 amino acids)
Biological process (GO): G protein-coupled receptor signaling pathway
Cellular component (GO): membrane
Molecular function (GO): olfactory receptor activity; G protein-coupled receptor activity
Source: RefSeq, a predicted model, not a curated record